AGAUUUGCUGCCAUUUUGCAGCCCAUGUGCAGCUUCAUGCUGUUGUCAGUUUGCUGCUACUGUGCAAUCAUGUUGCAGCUCUCACGUCUUUCAAUUUGCUCCCACUGCUGCAGCUUUGACACCACAACUCUAACAAUUCAGAUGAUAAUUCUAGCCUUGAUGGACGAUUGUCUAGACAAAAGACAAAAUCUGUCAAGGGACACCAUCGAAGUCGAAGACAUGACAGUGAUGAUUCUAUUUCUUCUAGUGAUGAUGACGAUACAAUAAAGAUUCCUUCCAACAAAGAUGUUGACAAGGACAAAAUGCUCGUAGGAGGCAUGACUCAGACAAUGACUCUAGCCAUGAUGAAGGCCUGUCUACACAUAAAACUCAGAAGGGAAGUCAUCAUGAGAGAACAAGGCGACAUCAUGAUUUUGAGGGGAGAACAGGAUGACAUUGAUGAUCAAUCUGAUAGAGCAAGCAAUCACAAAGUCAUAGCAAGGAGAGGUCAUAGUACCAAUGAUAGUGAUUCUGACAAAGGAACUGAUAGGAAGGAAAAAAUGGUUAGGGGAAGAGGUAAGAGACAUGAUACUGAUGAUGAAGAUUCUGAUUCCACUUGUGUCCAGAAAAAUGGCAAGGGAGUGAUUCGUGAGCAAAAGGCAGUUAAAAGGGAUUCUGUUUCUCCAAUUGUUGAUAGAGAUCACACUAGUUACAGUGAUGAUUCUCUUGGAAAGAGUAGUGAUAGUGAUUCAGGUGGUGAUAUUAGUCAUAAAAAACAUAAGACAGCUGGAAAAACCAUUGCCAUUGAUAAUGAAAAAGGCAAGUGGGGUGCAACUAGACGUGAUGAUAGAAAUGAAAGAAGUCUGAAUGAUUAUGAUAGAUUGGAGAGAUUGUGGAAAUCAGAGGGCAAUCAUGAGGUGAUGAGGGGCAAGAGGAAGUUGGAUGAUGGAUAUGUUGAUGGGCAGCCAGAAUCAAAAUCAAGGAGCUGGAAUAUCGGAAAAGAUGUGGAAGAGUACAAGAGGGAUAAACCAGAGGAUACUAAAUUUGACUCUGAAUCAUCGAGAGCUAAUAGAGAAAGAGAUAAUUGCAGAAGGGAUGAUUUCUCUAGGUCAAUUAAAUCUAGAGUGGAGUUUAAUGGUGACAGUGGGCGAAAGGAAGGCAGAAUACAUAAUAAGAAUAGUGAAACACAAAGUGAAAAUAGGUGGAGGGAUAGAGAUUAUGGAGACCAUAGAGGCAAUGAUAUGGAAAAGAUGAUGAUGAGCAGCGGUAUGGAAGCCGAAGAGAAAGAAGAGGUGAUGAUGAGGAGCACAGAAGUAAAGGUCAUGAGAGGGACAGACAAUCAGAUUAUUCCAAGAGAGCUAAAUGUGAUGAUGAAGUUGACCAUGAAGAUAGACGACAUCGAAAAGAUGAUGAGCAGCUGCAGUAUGGAAGCCAAAGAGAAAAAAGAGGUGAGGAAGAAGAGCCUAGAAGUAAAGGUCAUGAGAGGAACAGACAAUCAGAUUAUUCCAAGAGAACUAGACUUGAUGACUUUGAAUCAAGUGAGAAAAAAUCCCGUGGAUAUGACAGAAGUGAUGAUGGCAAGUCCAAUUGUUUCCAUUGCGUUUGUUCACGCUCCUAAAUAUUCUGGCUAUGGUGGUGUUCACGCUCCUCAGUUCAUCGACUUUGACACUCCUAAGUUCAGCAGUGUUUAUCAGCGUCAGACCAUUCAGACAGUCAAUGUUGCUACUCAUUCCACCGAUGCUCGUGGCUUCGUCAGUCCUUCAGAGCACCUUAAAUAGCUUAUUGUUUCCUUUUCAUAAAGCAAACUAAUUAGCUUAUUGCUGUGUGUGCUAUCUUAUUUACUAAUUAAGAUUAUACAUAUCAUAUAGGAAUUUUUGGAAACUUGCUUGUUAUAAGGCUGAUUUUUUAUUCUUUUAGGUCUGUUUUUCCUGUACGUAGUUUGACCUUGGUUUCAUGAAAGGAGCAAUUUCUUAGCAUAUGUAUUGUUGUAGCUAUUAGCAAAGCAUUUAUUAUUAUUUAAAAAAUGUUAUAAAUAUAUCAAUCAUUA
Molecule: messenger RNA, 2026 nt
Organism: Rubroshorea leprosula
Lineage: Eukaryota; Viridiplantae; Streptophyta; Magnoliopsida; Malvales; Dipterocarpaceae
Source: the annotation of a GenBank genome assembly